Messenger RNA from Heterobasidion irregulare TC 32-1, 3462 nucleotides. RefSeq lists its product as uncharacterized. The record is from RefSeq and is a predicted model, not a curated record. Bases 1 to 3462 code for a protein of 1153 amino acids. The transcript has 20 exons. NCBI's taxonomy places the organism in Eukaryota, Fungi, Basidiomycota, Agaricomycetes, Russulales, Bondarzewiaceae.
AUGAAUAUACUGCGCGCACAAACUACUAGCUCAAGUGACGACCGUGCACUUGCCAGCAGCCACAGGAAAACGACAAAGCUCCGAGGCACCCUCAAUUUCGAUUUCCGCAUUCUUGAAGAUUCUGACGAUACCAUACUUCAGGUGGAAAACACAUGUGAUUCUGACAAUGAAGCCCACAUUAUGACUCCCACUGAUACGACCGUCGAUGUCCUUGAUUAUGAUGGUGUCCUUGAUUAUGAUGGUGUCCUUGAUUAUGAUGGUGUCGACGAUGCCGCCACCUUUGAUGAAUUCUACUCCGUCGAGGCUACACCACUUGCUUCCCUUCUUAUCCAGAGCACAUCAGCCUGGCAGGACUCUCUGACAACCGAUGUUUCAUCGUCCAACCGAGAUUUUCUACCCUCAAUCAAAUCAAACACGGAAGAGGUGGUCGUUUCCGAAAACAAUACACUGCGAUCCCCGAUUCGUGAGGAAUACGACUCUACUUCAAUCGAUGAAGCGUCAUUAGUACGAUCUAAUUCUGAACACGAUUUCCCCUCUUUUCCCACUGAUGGCUUACGUGGUGAUGAGUCGGAUCUCCUCAAUCAAAUUCCGGGAAUGUAUAGACUUUUGGAUCUUAUUCUGGAACAAGGGAGCGGCGGCUUGGUUGACAAAAUUGUCAUCCCUCAACAUUCUCUUGGCCAACUUAUCAAUGCACUGCAACCGGGAGCCUACACGUCGAUGACUAAGAUUGACUUCAAGGCUCUCGAUCUCACGAGUAUCAAACCUGUUGGCGUCUACGGGAGUAGGCCCGAAAUCGUCAAGCUACUUGCCAAUACCGGUGUUAUCAAUGAGCAAGGAGCCGAUCUACUCCUUCGAUCCAAUAAUGAUCAGUCCGGUUCCAAGAACGCUGAUCUCCGUUCCGGCUUAUACUUUGUUGUCCGACCUGUUUCCGCACUUGUCAACAACGAAGUCAAGGCGUUCGUCGUAUACUGGCCUGAAGCGACCACUUGGGAGGAUGGUGCCACUUCUUCCGUUACGAAGAAUCGUGCCACGUUCAUGAGAUACAUGUCAAAGCUCGUAGACCAGACGAUAGCAGUUAUAUCACCAGAGCAAUCCAAAUUAUUCAACUGGAAAGCUCAAGACUCAUCGCUGGAUGCGGGAGACGAUGAGCUCGAUGAUGAUCAUGGGAGAAUGUUCGCAUUCCAAGUUGCUCAGACUUGCGAUGAGACGGAGAGCGUUACAUCUAGGGAUGGAUUCAAGGUCUUUUUAACGGACGUCACCUUUUCCAACGACCCCACGCUUCUUGCUUAUCUUGCGGACCACAAGCUUGGGGCUUCAGUAAUGGCUGGGGAGACGGCGUGCGGUUUCAUGACCUCAACUUAUGUCUCGGCAAAAGAACGUAAAGAGUACUUGAACGAGGCUAUGGACCGCACUUCUUCAAUCCACCUCCCAAGCUCAUUGGAUGAAGAGACUCUCUCGUUCCUACUUGACAAUGGCUUGCGACAAAGGUUUCCGGCAAUCUGCGAACAGUUUAAGUGCCGCCGUCGAGAACUGAAGGAAGCUCAAAGGUGUGUUGCGACCGAAGAACGCAGGAAGGUUCACAAGGGCCUAAGGGCCUAUGAGGAAGAUUGUCUCUCCGCUAUCACCGUAGCGUUGCGAAGGGAGGUGUUACACACGUAUCCAACCAUCCCAUUAGCCAUAGCUGAGAACCCUACCCAAGUUCACGAUGCUUUAGUCGCCGAUAUCCUCGAUUAUGGAGGCGACGCUCCCGUUCUGCGAGAGAGAGGAAUCCAACUCUCCUGGUGGAAAUCUGCUUUUGGCUGGCAGACAGACCAGGUUGCGGUUGCAAAGGCCGAAGCCCAGGCUAUGAGUGACACGACCUUCCUAGAGUGGCUCUCAAGCGAGGAAAAAAGCAUCCCGACGUUAGCAGUAGUGCGAGAAGGCAUCGCUCAAAUUAUGGAAGAACUGAUUGGCAAGGCCGCUAAGGAUGCCGCGCGCUCUCUAGCGAGCUCGCGUCUUGACGAUGCGCUCGCUCCAAUCGCUUCACGUCAAGGGAAAGAACUCUCUAGGUUUCAGACCAGAUUCAUCGAGGAUGUCCAAGCCGAGCUCGCGGGCGACCCAACAAGCUCGACUGUAUUCCAUUUGGAAUCGAUGGAGAUGCAGAAGCAUUCUUAUGCACAAAGCGUGAGAGUCUGUGGUUGGCGCGUCAUUCAAGAAACACCCCGAAUCCAGUACAAGGUGUUUCCUUUCAGUCUCACUCAAGCGGAUGAGCAAUCAUUACGCCUUGAUACCAAUCACAUUCCUAUCCCUCGUGUACAAGGCCAUUAUGCGCAGGUAUUUUUAUUACCGUUGAAUCAGAAACUCAGACCAGAACAGGCACAUCCAGAGGAUCGGAAGGCGAUUACUCGCGAUCAAACCAAAAAGAAGAUAUAUUUCUCUAAGCUGUCCAAGGAUUUUGUUACGGCAUUUGAUGAAGGGAGGCGGCUAUUGGCCCUAUGUGGUGUGACACUGAGUCACGAAGCUCAGUUGCAAGUUCAAAUAUUUGUGUUCGACAAACAAUUCACUUCGCUGAGUGCUCGUGGCUCUCCAAUUCAGCUUCUGCGAUGGCUUUUGCAGUGCCGAUUUUCUGUCCGUGAAGACACUGCAGCAGCUAGCCAUUUUUCCACACCUGAUGGGUCCUGCCUUCUUGCGGUGACAACCGGCGACGACGGAACGUCUACAUUGGCAGCCUAUCACUGGUCUUCUUUCGGUUCCAAUCAGGAUGGUAUUCGUAUCCUUCUUUCGUCGAUGCCCAUACAUGUGUCAUUCGGUGUCACAAGCUUAGGUCCUCGUUCUGCUGUUCACUUGGUUGGCUUGUCAGAAUCCUCGCGCAGCAUCCAUUCGGUAGUCUUACAAAUUCAAAGAAAAUCUAGCGAGUAUCAGUUCAAGCAACUUGGGCAUGGCGUUGCGGAAACCGACCAGUCGGAAACUACUGACAAUUGCCUACUUGACUGCCACUUAGACGUUUGGACUCGAUUCCCUGUCCAAGCUGCUAUCCAGAGGGAGAACAUCAGUUUUUCUAGGCGCUGCAGGCGAUCACUCACAUUCUUGACUGAUGGUCACACGGCUCCUGUUGCUGCAUACUACGAAAAACUUGUCGGCUCACUGCAGAGUCGCGUUCACAAACCAUCCGGCGCCUGGCUCUCAGAUAUCAAAGUGUCUGCCACCCUCGAUGUACAUUCGGUUUGUGAGGACAUGUCGGUCUCCCUUUACUCUGCUGGAGAAUGGGUCGUCGAGCUACUGUGCCUGAUUCCGCUGCAUCUCGCUGAUGAGCAUGGCUUUUCAGUAUUCUUUGACCGUUCGGCAUACUUAGGACCGACCGAUCCCGAUCCGUUCGGCGAUCUCAGCCAUUUGUCAGGUGCCGACUUUCCAUUUAGACCUCCGCACAGUCGUUCGGAGCUGUUCACAGUCAUCCUAUCCAUCUAUCAUCACUCUCAGCAGUAG